AUGGAGAUUCCGGACAAGCUGCCGUUCUCCAAGCGGCGGCUGCGACCGCGAGUCGUCAUUUCGUGCGUGCUGCUGCGGCCCUUCUCUUCCUCCGCUCUCAAACUAACCCUCGUUGCGUCUAGCUACAUCGCCGACUACGUGAUCAUCAUCGCCUGCGUAAUCGGCUUCUGGAUCUUAGACUCCAUCGAACCCUUCCACCAGCACUUCUCCCUCCAAAAUAUCUCCCUCCAGUAUCCCUACGCCGUACACGAGCGCAUCCCCAUCUACUACGCCCUCUGCAUCUCCGGUGCUUUCCCGCUCGUCCUGAUCAUCAUCUACACUCUCUUCAUCGAUGGGCUGUUCUCCCACCACAAGCCCCAGGACCCAGUCUCGGGGAAGCGCAAGCUGCGGGGCCCGUGGCGAUGGAAGGACCGUCUGUGGGAGAUGAAUUGUGGGAUCUUGGGCCUGCUGCUGUCGCAAGGAUUGGCCUUUGUGAUCACCCAGGUCCUCAAGAAUGCCUGCGGCAAACCCCGGCCAGACUUGAUCGAUCGGUGCCAGCCGGUAAUUGGGAGCCAUGACCUGCCGGUGUUCGGCUUGUCAAACUCGACAAUCUGCACUGGAGAUCCAGCAAUUAUCAAGGAUGGGUUCCGCUCAUGGCCGUCAGGUCACAGUAGUUCCUCCUUUGCUGGAUUAUUCUAUACUUCCCUGUGGCUGGGUGGAAAGCUCCAUAUCAUGGACAAUCGUGGAGAGGCCUGGAAAAGCCUUCUGGUCAUGGUGCCCAUCCUUGCGGCAACCCUUGUUGCAGUGUCUCGGAUCAUGGAUGCCCGCCAUCACCCUUUCGACGUCAUCACCGGGUCUCUCCUAGGAGUUGCCUGCGCCGUUGUUUCUUACCGCCAAUACUUCCCUCCGCUCAGCGAGGCCUGGCGCAAGGGUCGUGCCUAUCCCAUCCGUACUUGGGGAACUGAACCACCCCACCCGGUGGAUGCGAAAUUGACCGCGUUCCACAACAAUAGCACCUCUGCUCUUCGCAACCCGGAACAAGACCGUCUCAAUCCAACACUUGGGCCUGCGCGCUCCGUAUCGCCGUCAGGUCGACCCGCUCCUGGUGCUUCGGGAUAUGCGGUCCCGAAUAACCCAUUUGCCUCUCAGGUGUAUCCCCGGCGUCGCCAUGACCAGGACCCCGAUGGUAACUGGUCGUCUAGUGAGGAUGACGUCGGCAACGGGUAUGAGAUGCAGCAUGGCUACGCGGUGACCCAAAAUCCCGGCGCGGCUCGGGGAUACUCACCUCCUUUCGACACCAAUACUGCGUAUCAGUCGCAGACCAAUGCGACUUCGGAAGGUGCUAUGUACCAAGCCCCAGAGGUUCCUGGCACUCAUCUUCCCCGAGGGCGACAAUUGACUGAUACGCCGCUCCGCGAUGUUUAG
Messenger RNA from Penicillium daleae, 1404 nucleotides. RefSeq names its product phosphatase PAP2 family protein. Gene Ontology annotation, biological process: phospholipid metabolic process. The transcript is spliced from 4 exons. The coding region runs from base 1 to 1404 and encodes 467 amino acids. The record is from RefSeq and is a predicted model, not a curated record. NCBI's taxonomy places the organism in Eukaryota, Fungi, Ascomycota, Eurotiomycetes, Eurotiales, Aspergillaceae. Gene Ontology annotation, molecular function: phosphatidate phosphatase activity.